AUGUGGAGGCCGCAGGGCAUCGUCCCGCUGGGCCCGCCGCCGAGCGUGAGCCUGAAGCUGAAGGCGGAUCGGUUCCUGCGCUGGUGCCUGAGGUCGAGCGACGUGCAGGCCGCCGCCCGGCUGGAGCGCAGCAGAGCGCGGGCGGCCGCGGGCCCCGCGGCGGCGGCGGCGGCGGGCUCGGCGGCGCCCGCGGCGCAGGCCCCGCGGUCCCUCGCCGCUGCGCCGGAGGACGAGUGGGUAUCGUACACGGGCCCGGGCGGCCAGACGUACUACCACAACCAGCGCACGAACGCGACGGAGUGGCAGCUGCCGCCCGGCGCAAGGAGCUCGCAGGCCCCGCCAGCGCAGGGGCCCUCCUCCCAGACGACGCAGACGCUGCCCCCCGGCCAGCCGCAGCAGCAGUGGCAGCCGACCGCGCAGGUGGGCCAGGGGGUGUUCCAGCCCGAGCUGAAGCCGCCCGGGCCGAGCGGGCGAGUGCCCGCCCAGCACCAGGACCGCCGGACCGCGGAGCUGCUGCAGGCGCCGCCGUCGCUGGCGGACGUCCAGAACGCCCAGCGGGCGGAGAGGUCGACGUCCCCGCCCGCGGGGCCAGCGCCCCCCCCGCCCGCGCAGCCCCCGCCGCCAGCGCAGCCCGCUGUGGGCACCGCAGGGGUGCAGACCGUGGUGGAGCGCGUAUACCUGCGCGACCAGUGGACCCAGAGCGACCCCCCGCCGCUGCCUGGCGCCGGCGACCACAUCAUCGGCGAGGGGCGGCCGUUGGCCGAGCUCCCGCCAGCACAGGUGGCUCGCGCGUACACUGGACCGAUGCAGAGGCCCCUGGCCGGCAGCGACCAGGCCCGCGCGCAGCUCCAGCGGGAGGGUGUGCUGCCGGCGGCGGGCGCGGAGAGCGGCCUGCCGCAGAGGCACCUACGCUGGAAGCUCGAAGAGGAGGACCCGCUGCAGGCCGACGAGGUGUCGAUGGAGUUCCUGACCUACCGCAGCAUCAUGGGAUCCACGGGCGAGCGCGUCUACUUCCAGGUGCGCUUCUUCGUCUUCCCGCCGCUCAGGACCGCGGCCGCCACCCUGGCCGGUGGCCCCCUGGAGCCCUGCCUGCUGCGGAGCGCCCUGACCACCGAGCGCAUCGCGCUGACGUACCACGUCGACGGGGCGGCCGAGAAUGCCGCCUCGACGACCGCCCCAGCCGCCGGCGCGACGCCAGCGGCGGCGGCGGCGGCGGCCGCGGAAACGCAUAGGCGGCUCGUGCAGCACCUCACCGCGCAGAGUUUGGAGGUGGAGAUCUGGAACGCCGACUCCGCCAUGCAGGUGGGCGCCGUGGAGGUGCCCCUGGAGCACCUGGUCCGCCAGGGCCGCCCGGUCACCAAGGUCGAGGGCGAGUACCCCGCCCUCGACCCCAUGACUGGCGAGGCCCGCGGCUUGCUGCGCCUGCUCUUGGUCUGCAGGGGCCGCGACCCGGCGCAGGGGCCGCUCCCCGCCGCGCCCCUGCAGCAGCUGGCGGCGGUGCCGCAGCAGGACGUCGGCGGAGGCGCGGACCGCCGCCGGGGCCGCUCCAGGCACAAGGCCAGGGCGCUGCUGGAGGUGGGCGGCGCUGCACUGGCGGGCUCGCUGAACGACCCCGAUGCGGACAAGAAGCGCCAGCGGCUGAAGCACCUGAACCGCAUCCGGAAGGUAGAUGACCUGGAUCGCUUCUCGCAGCACACGGCGCUCCUGUCGGCCGCCGAGGAGGUGCGGCAGGACCAGAAGAAGGCGGAGGUGGCGCGGCGGAUGGACCGCUUCAACACGAACCAGGUCACCAUCCCGGCACAGUUCGCAACCCCGAGCUACUUCCACAUCGAAUUCAUGAAUCCAUAUCACCAGCAAGUGACCUUCACCGUCGUUAUCGCCGAGCGCGGCGCGACCCCGCAGGUCGUGGACGCCGCCGGCGCACCUCCCGCGCCGCUGCACGGCGUGCUGACGCCCUCGCCCGGGCUGGCCCUGCAGCUCGUGCGGGACCGGUCGGAGUGGCUGCGCCUCUCGCAGCUGCAGAAGGUCCCGCCGCCGCCCAGGGGGGACUACGGCUUCCUCGCCAGCGGGGCCGGCGGCGUCAUCUUUACGCUUCAGGUGCGGGAGACAGUGUUCCUGCCGUUCAGGUACCUCGCGUUCGACCAGCCGGGGCCCGCUGGCGGGGAAGUGGGAGCGCCCGUCUCCUCGGCCAGCCUGGCGGACCUCACGCGACUGGCGAACACCCAGGACAAGACAUUCGUGGUAGAGCUGCUGCAGCACCAGGGCCCGCUGCUGCAGCGGAUCGAAGUAACUGCGCGCCCUCGCGCCUGCCCAGUGGACCGAACGGUCCGCUUCUUCGAGGCGGAGGGGACGCCGGUGGAGAAGUCCAUGGCGCUCCCGGAGAGGGCGGUGAGCCUCGCCCGAGUGGAGCAGCAGCGUGCGGACGACGGCAUCACUCCCGCCCCCGCGGGCGAGCGCUACGUCCUCUGCACCAACCGGGACGUGCACGUGCAGAGGGCCGACGAAGACCGCGUAGUGGUGAGGCUCCUCGCGCCGGAGGCGCCUCAGGUCCUCGCCUUCUUCCUGGUCUUCUACGGGGACCCGUACUUCUCCGAGGUGCUCGCCGCGCAGCUCGUCGAGGUGCAUGGCCUCAUGGAGGAGAAGGUCCGGGUCACGGUGGGCCUCAGCGUCGACCGCACGCUUCACUUGCCGCCCAUGCAGGUGCAGAACGCGGGAGCCUUGCAGGUGCACUCCUCCGCCCCGGACUACCUGGCACUGCAGGCGGCCACCCUGGACCCCCGCUACGGCGCCAAGUUCACCGUGACCAUCACGGCCAUGCGGGUUGGCACCAGCCUGGCACGCAUCCACGCGGUUGACCCAGCCACACGAAGACGGACGUCUGCGUUGUUGCUGGUGCUCGUGGCGGAUCCGCCGCAGAUUUCGCACGCCCCCCACGAGAUUGUACUGCCGGUGUUGACAGCCAAGCGGAAGUGGCUCCCAUUCCGGAACGCUGUCACCCGAGCUCUUCGGUACACCGUGAAGUCGUCGGACACGUCCAUAGUAACCGUGCAGACACCCGAGCUUGCGCUCUCUGCACUGGAGGAGCGUCACAUAGAGUUGCUUUUCCACGCUUGCCCCACGACGCUCACGUACAAUGCUCAGGUAUACCUGUUCGUCACUUCCGAAGACCGUGCAGUUCAGGAGACGAGGCAGAUGAUGCUCACGUACACGUGA
Molecule: messenger RNA, 3213 nt
Organism: Prorocentrum cordatum
Lineage: Eukaryota; Dinophyceae; Prorocentrales; Prorocentraceae
Source: the annotation of a GenBank genome assembly